This is a messenger RNA of Suillus subaureus, 1473 nucleotides long. RefSeq lists its product as uncharacterized. The coding region runs from base 1 to 1473 and encodes 490 amino acids. The transcript is spliced from 7 exons. The record is from RefSeq and is a predicted model, not a curated record. Lineage: Eukaryota; Fungi; Basidiomycota; Agaricomycetes; Boletales; Suillaceae.
AUGUCUCGCUCUCCAAGUCCUGAGAAUCCUGCCUUUGACAAUCAACAGGACUUUGGCAAUGCAUGUCUCUUGGAAGGUGCUGAUGAAGCAUUCAUGCUGGAACAGGGUGUACAGUUGGGGCCUCUAUUCCGGACAUUCCACCUGCAUCUCACAGGAUGCAAGUGCAAUGUCCAUGGCAACUUCAUUGACCAGAAUGCCCUCCCACCACCUCGAACUGAAGCAUUACCCACCAACUGGACCCCAUAUGAAAAUUGGGUCGCAUUUGAGACAGCGGAAUUCCUCUAUACAUGUAACCAAAUGUCUGCAGGGCAGAUUGACACCCUUCUUGACCUCUGGGCAGCCACACUUAUCAAACAUGACGACAGUCCUCCAUUCACCAGCCACUGUGAUUUAUAUGAGACUAUCAAUUCAACUCCUCUUGGUGAUGUUUCCUGGCAGACUUUCUCAAUGUCCUAUAGUGGAACCAGACCAGCUGAGAAUGUUCCACCAUGGAUGACUGCUGAGUAUGAUGUGUGGUUCCACAAUCCACAUCUACUGGUUCACAAUAUGCUUUCAAACCCUGACUUUGCUGCCAAGAUUGAAUAUGUCCCAUAUUGGGACUAUACAGAUGAUAAUAAAUGUUGUUACAAGAAUUUUCUCUCUGGUGAUUGGGCUUGGAAGCAAGUGUAUGUUGCUAUACAGGAUAUUAUCACAUGGGAUCCAGAAACUCACGGAUCAAUGUUUGUGCCCCUGACCAUUGGCAGUGACAAGACUAUGGUCUCAGUUGCCACAGGACACACUGAAUACCAUCCGCUCUAUUUAUCGAUUGGGAACAUUUUCAAUGGAGUUUGGUGCGCACAUCACAAUGGUGUGGUAUUGGUGGGCUUUUUGGCCAUUCCAAAAAGCACAAAGGAACAUUUACAUGAUAAAGACUUUCGCAAUUUCCGCCAUCAGAUGUUUCACUCCUCACUUGCCAAGAUUUUUGAGCUUGUGAAGUUGAAUAUGAUGGUUCCCGAUGUUGCACGCUGUCCUGAUAGCCAUUAUCGGCGUGUUAUCUAUGGGUUAGGCCCAUACAUUGCUGAUUAUCCUGAGCAGGUGGCUCUUUCUGGAGUAGUCCAAAACUGGUGUCCAAAAUGCUUGAAUAACUGCAAAAAUCUCGAUGGUGAUGGUGAACCUUUACUCCGGUGCAGACAUCACACCAACCUCGUGGUUCAGGAGCUCCCACACACCCACCUCUGGCAUGAGUAUGGAAUCAUCCAAGAGGUCAUGCCUUUCACGAAUGAUUUCCCUCAAGCAGAUAUCCACAAACUUCUCUCUCCAGACAUCCUGCAUCAAAUCAUCAAAGGCACAUUCAAAGAUCACCUUGUCGACUGGGUAGAACAAUACUUGUUGCUCACACACUGGGCUUCAGAUGCAGCAGAAAUCAUGGACAACAUUGAUCGAAGGUCUGCGGCGCUUUCCAGAAGGGCAUGGAUUCAAGCAGUGGACCGGUGA